UUGCUUUCAGGGACAUCAUCCUACUCUCAUCAAGGUUAUGGCUGUGAAUCAAAGCUGUAUAGCCUUGACCAUGGCCAUGAGAAACCUCAAGACAAGAAAAAGAAAACCUCUGGCCUCGCCACCCUCAAGAAGAAAUUCAUUAAACGUCGGAAAUCUAGCCGAUCUGCUGAUCAUGCCAAGCAGAUGCGCGAACUCCUCUCAGGCUGGGAUGUCAGAGAUGUUAAUGCAUUAGUAGAAGAAUACGAAGGGACGUCAGCCUUAAAGGAACUUUAUCUACAAGCUAAUUUGGCACGACCAGAAGCCAGGACGCUACAAAAAGACAUGGCUGAACUUUAUCAGUACAAAUACUGUACUGAUGUAGACUUAAUAUUUCAAGAAACUUGUUUUCCUGUGCAUCGUGCGAUUUUGGCGGCAAGAUGUCCAUUUUUUAAGACACUGCUUUCUUCCUCACCUGAGUAUGGGGCAGAAAUAAUAAUGGAUAUUAACACAGCUGGCAUAGAUAUGCCUAUGUUUUCUGCUUUGUUACACUACCUUUAUACAGGAGAGUUUGGAAUGGAGGAUUCAAGAUUCCAAAAUGUUGAUAUCCUUGUGCAGCUUAGUGAAGAAUUUGGAACACCAAAUUCCUUAGAUGUUGACAUGCGUGCACUGUUUGAUUACAUGUGCUACUACGAUGUGGUUCUUAGCUUUUCAUCCAACUCUGACUUAGUUGAAACUUUUGGUGGAAGUCAGAACUGUCUAGAUGAAGAGCUCAGAGCUCACAAAGCUAUUAUUUCAUCACGAUCUCCAUUUUUUCGUCACUUGCUGCAGAGGAGGAUACGAACUGGCGAGGAAAUCACAGACCGAACUCUACGAACUCCAACUAGAAUUAUAUUGGAUGAAUCUAUCAUACCAAAAAAAUAUGCUAAGGUCAUUUUGAACUGUAUGUAUACAGAUGUGGUGGACCUCUCUGUUUUGCACUCCAGCCCUUCAGUGGGCAGUUUAAGUGAAGUUCAGGCUCUUGUAGCAGGAAAACUAAACAUGACUAGGGCUGAAGAAGCUAUGGAGCUUUAUCACAUAGCACUGUUCUUGGAGUUUAACAUGCUUGCACAAGGCUGUGAAGAUAUUAUUGCUGAGAGCAUCUCACUAGACACCUUAAUUGCCAUUCUAAAGUGGAGCUCUCAGCCGUACGGUUCCAAGUGGGUACAUCGUCAAGCGCUACAUUUCCUCUGUGAGGAGUUUACGCAGGUCAUGACUUCAGAUGUCUUCUAUGAACUCAGCAAGGACCACCUGCUCACAGCCAUUCAGUCUGACUAUUUACAGGCAAGUGAACAAGAUAUUCUUAAAUAUCUGAUUAAAUGGGGAGAACACCAGUUGAUUAAGAGAAUAGCAGAUCGAGAGCCUAAUUUACUCAGUGGUACUGCUCACAGUGUGAACAAAAGAGGUGUGAAGAGGAGAGAUCUUGACAUUGAGGAGCUGAGAGAGAUCUUGUCUCCGCUUUUACCUUUUGUCCGCAUUGAGCACAUCUUACCCAUGAAUAGUGAAGUACUGAGUGAUGCAAUGAAGAGAGGCCUGAUUAGUACUCCUCCUUCAGACAUGCUACCAACAUCAGAAGGUGGAAAGUCAAAUGCCUGGCUGCGGCAAAAAAAUGCUGGAAUAUAUGUGCGGCCAAGACUGUUCUCACCAUAUGUGGAGGAGGCGAAGAUCUUGAUGAAAUUCCACCGGAAACAAAGCAGCGUUCUGAGGGAAACCUCCCUGGUUUCCAGCCAGUUUGCCGGCCCAGCUCCUCGGCAGCCCUCCUGGCAGGCGGAUGGCAAGUCAGUACUGGAUGAGAUGAUGGUGGAACAAACCGAUCUUGUUCGUUUGCGGAUGGUCCGAAUGUCCAACGUGCCCGACACCCUUUACAUGGUGAACAACGCAGUGCCGCAGUGCUGUCACAUGAUUACUCACCAGCAAGUUAGCACUAACCAGUCCAGUCCUCCUUCAGUUAUAGCCAAUGAGAUCCCAGUUCCCAAUCUCCUCAUUGUAAAAGAGAUGAUCAAGCGGCUGCAGGAGCUGCGUCACACCGAGCAGGUGCAAAGAGCGUACGCACUCAAUUGUGGGGAAGGUGCCACAGUCAGUUAUGAGAUUCAGAUUCGGGUCCUGCGGGAAUUCGGACUUUCUGAUGCUGCUGCCGAACUUCUGCAGAAUCCCCACAAAUUCUUUCCUGAUGAGCGAUUUGGGGACGAAAGCCCACUCCUGACAAUGAGACAGUCUGGACGAUGUCGCGUUAACAGCACUCCCACUGCAGAAACCAUGUUUACAGAACUGGACUCUUUUGUGGCCUUCCAUCCACCAUUACCCCCGCCUCCACCUCCAUACCACCCACCAGCAACUCCUAUUCAUAACCAGUUCAAAGUGGGCUGGAAACAAAGGGUGCCAAGUCAACAUCCCUCCCGUUCCUUUUCUUACCCGUGUAAUCACUCGCUGUUCCACUCCCGAACCGCUCCCAAAGCUGCACCGCCCGUCUACUUGCCCAGUGUGAAAGCAGCACCUCCCGAUUGCACUAACACGACAGCUCUGGGGAGGCAAACGGUGGCUGCGGCAGCAGCAGUGAUGGCAGCUGAGAAGCAAGUAUGUACUCAGCCCUUGCUAAAUGAACUGAUGCCAGAUAUCGCAAUGGGUGUGUCAGCAAUGUCUCUGAAAGACAAAAGAUUACCAGAGCUCACGGUCGACACAGAAUUAAGCCAGACGGUUACAGAGGUAGGGCCCGGUCCACCCCAGCAUAUUUCAUGUAUUCAGAACAGACACAUGCCCACUUCUCGAUAUCCUGACUUCUAUGACUUCUCUAAUGCUGCAUGCAGACCCUCUACUCCAGCACCCAACAGGCACAGUCCUUCACCUUCACAAGGCAUAUAUUUUGGCCCAGAUUUGUACAGCCACAAUAAGGCAUCACCAAGUGGCUUAAAGUCAGCCUAUCUACCUUCCCAGAUAUCUCCUAAAAAGCAAGAAGAUUCUAGGAGGGAAUACCUGCUCUCCCAAGAUGGGCAUCAACACAGACAAAAGAAUGAGCCAAUACACCUCGAUGUCUUAGAACAACCUCCCCAGCGACUGGACUUGGCGUUGGCUACCCAGGAAAAUGCUGGUAAUGGCCCGGUUCACGUCAGGGGAAGAACAAAAAUGGAAACCGAUUUAACCUAUGGGCUAACCUCCAACAGACCUUCACUCUCUGCAUACCCCUUGGAAAUGCAAGAAGAGAGACCCAGUAGGAGAGUGGCAGAUGAUGAGCUGUUGGAACAUGGAGCACAGAGGAAUGCAGAUUUGGAAAGGGAAGAUGCAGUAAGCAGAGGAAGGAGGUCUCCAAACAAACCAGACUUCCUGUAUAAAAAAUCUGCCCUAUGAAAGCAACCUCCACUACUUCUCUGUGCCUAAGAGUUGUAAACAUCCCAUUCUUUGCAACUUUUGGCCUGACUUCUGUCAGACAAAUUCUUUCAUGCCAGCAGAUAAGUUCAGCUACGCUCACUCCUUUUGUACAUACGUUGCUUUAUUAGAGACAGCAUGUUAUCGGUUUGUUUUUAAUGCUGCUU
Molecule: messenger RNA, 3542 nt
Organism: Leptosomus discolor (cuckoo roller)
Lineage: Eukaryota; Metazoa; Chordata; Aves; Leptosomiformes; Leptosomidae
Source: RefSeq, a predicted model, not a curated record